AUGGCAACGACGACGGCAUCCCAGCAGGCGUCCGCACCGCAAGUCCGCGUCGGAGGUGCCCGUCCUCCUGUUCGUCCAGGGCUCGUUUAUAACGUGGCCCCCCACCCUUCCCCUAUGCCCCAGUCACCAAGUCAGAUCCUAAACGCUGGACCCUCGAUACAGCGCAUGUCCAAGGUGUACUCUUCGACUGCUGAGGCAAUCGCCAACUUCAAGCCAACGCCACGCGAGGUGAUCAGUGGAAUUGCACCACACGUGUUUGAUGAGAGGAAAAGGAGGCGCAGUCAGCGGCGGAGUCAAGGACAUGGAGCCCCAAAGCCAUAUUGGUAUGAGAACGGGCAGAAAAGGUCGUCGCCUCUGCGAGGCGCGACUAUCAUUGCAUGGGACGAGCAUUCGAUUUAUCUAGAACAACCCGACCACAAGCGGGCGACGUCACCUGAGAAAAAGGUCGAACGCGAACUUACUCCUGGGUCCGAGACUGAGCAGGUGCAGGAAUCGACCACGUCCGACCAAACAGAAAGAGUCAUCAUCAAUAAACGUCGUGUCAAACUUGACAAAUCUUCCGGCUGGAAGCAUUUCCGUGUUGAUAUCCAUCUUCUAAAAUUUGGACUGUCAGCCCCUUCAACAAAAUCGUGA
Molecule: messenger RNA, 633 nt
Organism: Psilocybe cubensis
Lineage: Eukaryota; Fungi; Basidiomycota; Agaricomycetes; Agaricales; Agrocybaceae
Exons: 3
Coding region: 1-633 (210 amino acids)
Source: RefSeq, a predicted model, not a curated record